UCUCACAAUUCUUCAGCCGAUACAUUCUCUAGGGUUCAUAGCUUAGUGUUAUUCAAUUGCUUUAGUAUGCUUGUUCUUAGAUUUAGUGUUCAUCGAAAUUAGUAUGGCACAUCUUGUCUGUUUGACGCUACCCAGCAACAUUCGCUUUGAAAACGUUGCCGGAAAAGUAGUUCUAAUCACCGGAGCUUCCUCCGGCAUUGGAGAGCAUGUGGCAUACGAGUAUGCAAAGAAAGGAGCAAAUUUAGCUCUUGUUGCUCGAAGAAAGGAUCGUCUAGAGAUAGUAGCAGAAACAUCACGUCAAUUAGGAACUGGCGAGGUCAUCGUCAUACCUGGUGAUGUUGCUAAUGUUGAUGACUGCAAGAAGUUCAUCGACGAGACGAUUCAUCAUUUCGGAAAACUAGACCACCUGAUCAACAAUGCUGGAGUACCUCAAACUGUUAUUUUCGAAGAUUUCACACAAAUUCAAGACGCUAAUCCUAUAAUGGCAAGCAAAGCAGCUUUAGUAAAAUUCUUUGAAACAUUAAGAGUUGAGAUCAGUCCAGAUAUCAAAAUAACAAUCGCUGUUCCCGGAUUUAUAUCUACAGAUAUGACCACUCCUCAGUUUAAAGAAAUGCAUGUGGCAUACGAGUACGCAAAGAAAGGAGCAUAUUUGGCUCUUGUUGCUCGAAGAAGGGAUCGUCUAGAGAUUGUAGCAGAAACAUCACGUCAGUUAGGAUCUGGUAAUGUCAUCACCAUACCUGGUGAUGUUUCUAAUGUUGAGGACUGCAAGAAGUUCAUUGAUGAGACGAUUCGUCAUUUCGGAAAACUAGACCACCUGAUCAACAAUGCUGGUAUAUUUCAAACUGUUCUUUUCGAAGAUUUCACUCAAAUUCAAGACGCAAAUCCUAUAAUGGACAUCAACUUUUGGGGCACAACAUACAUAACUUAUUUUGCAAUUCCUCAUCUUCGAAAGAGUAAAGGAAAAAUCGUCGCGAUUACAUCUGGUUCAGCAAAUAUACCUUUGCCAUUGGCAAGCAUAUAUGCAGCAAGCAAAGCAGCAUUAUUAAGAUUCUUUGAGACACUAAGAAUAGAGCUAAGUCCGGAUAUCAAAAUAACAAUUGUUCUCCCAGGAGUUGUAUCAACAGAUAUGACCACACCUCACUGUAUAGAAAAGUAUGGUUCAGAUUUUAUUCUAUCGGAAUCAGUGGGUAAAUGCGCAAAAGCAAUCUUCAAAGGUAUUGGCAGAGGAGAUGCAUACAUAGAAGAACCAUCUUGGGUGAAAUGGUUGUUUAUAAUGAAAAAUUUAUGUCCCGAAAUCGUUGAUUACGGUCUCAACUUUUUAUUUGUUAGUUAUCUCAAACCUUAUUUCAAGCGUGAUUGAUCAUAACAAUCUAUCCAAAAUCUGUACUCUUUAAAGAAGGAUUGUGUUCCUAUGAUGGGAUAUUAUUCAAUAAAAGGUAUAAUGGUUGAUUCGUUUGGUCUUUCGCAUAUGGAUUUAGUGUCGUCAUUCACCAAGUUUUUUAACCGCAAAUGUUUGACACCUUUAGCUAAGAAAAAAGUAACUUGUUC
Messenger RNA from Arabidopsis arenosa, 1548 nucleotides. NCBI's taxonomy places the organism in Eukaryota, Viridiplantae, Streptophyta, Magnoliopsida, Brassicales, Brassicaceae. The record is from the annotation of a GenBank genome assembly.